Molecule: messenger RNA, 384 nt
Organism: Alternaria infectoria
Lineage: Eukaryota; Fungi; Ascomycota; Dothideomycetes; Pleosporales; Pleosporaceae
Exons: 3
Coding region: 1-384 (127 amino acids)
Source: RefSeq, a predicted model, not a curated record
AUGGCAGUCGACUGCCCCCAAUUCUCGUUCACGAAACCAAAACGUCUUCCAAAGCAACGGUGCCGCCCAUCCAAUGCCGCUUUCCGGGUCGCAGCAGCCCAACUCGAUCUUAUCAAUCUCAAAGCGGGAGGGAUUCGUAUACCUGCGAUCGUAGAUCUGGCUGAUGGAGAGCUCAGCCCGGAGGUAGAAUACGAGAUGGUGGAAUUCGCUGUGCAGAACGCACUGGCAAAAGAACGUGGUCUCCCGAGUGGCAGCACGUUCGAGCGCAAGACCCCGAUAUCUACGAGUAGUUCCAGAUCACCAAUCUCACAACGAAAGCGACGCUUCAUCGUCGACUCGGAUGACGAGGAUAGCACACGAGAGCAGGGAAUGGCAAAGGCAUGA